UUCAUGUCUCCAAAACAGUCUUUUUUCAAUAUCUUAACCAAAACACAUCAAAACUUUUCACAAAUUCACAGAUUUGUCUUCUGGCAGUAAGAAAAAAUGACCAAAAGCACAGAUAUUUAUAAAUAUAUAAAGUAGCUGUGUUACAAUUAGGGGUUGGCGAUAAACCAGUAGAUAUGAUAAACCGGUAGAAAUUUGUCAUCCAGUAGAGAUUUUGGACUAUCGUCUCUAUCGAGGUUAUUUGCCCACGUCAUUGCAGUGUGCGUGGUCACGAAAACGUAGCGUUUGUACAUGCAUUUAAGUGAUUUUAAGCCAUUGCGCAAAAUUCCCAUCCUCAUAAACACGAUCAUUAAGGUCUUAAGAGAAAGUAAACCAAUUAAAGAGAAAACGUAUGUGUAAUAUUUCACUUCAAUAGCAGUCUACGGGACCGUGACAAGCCUUCCGGUUUUCAUAAAAAAUAUCUAAAAAUGUGCAAUCAGAGGACUUAUGGGUUUGGAACGACAUGGGUAUAAGUGAUUUAUGAUAAAAUUUUAAUUUCGGAAUGAACUAUUCUUUCAAGUAUAGACCCAUCAGUAAAUCUAGCAUUUGAAUGUGUUGUGGUUCCUUUGCAGGUUUUUGCAGAUGUUGAUGACAGACAUGAUGGUCUGGAUGCACCUGACAGGUCCUUGCAGCAACAAGUUUGUAAGGAAUCAAUUCUACCUCAUACUACAAGCAUUCAACAUGAUGAAGUGGAAGUCGAUGUGCAGAUGCUUUCCUGUGAAGAACAGACAACAUCUGACUACCAAGAAGAGUCGAGUGAUCAUGGCAGUAAGGACAUGCAACAUGGCAAAGACAUUAGAGAGAAUGAAAUUAUGGGGAAAACACCCAUAAAUGGAAGCCACGUUCCUCCUUUAUGGACAAUGUCAGAAUACAGUGAGAAAGCACUUCAGGAGCAAAAAAGAAAAGAGCAUGAGUUGCUCAUUCUAGCAAUAAAUUAAAACAUGAUUUGACUGAUGAAGCACUAGGGGACAUACUUAAAGUCAUCAAUGCUGUAACUGGUAAACAGUCAGUUUCAACUACUAAAUAUAAUUUUUACAAAAACAUGAAUGAUUAUAAGGACUAUAUUCUUAUCAAGCAUUUCUGUUCAGAUUGUUCUAUGUUCAUGGAAACAAAAGAUGAAAGUGUAAGUUGCAAAAUUUGUGGCAAACAGGUUGAAGCAAAGGAGCAUAUAAAAUCAGGAAACUUUUUCAUUGUUCUCCCUUUAGAAGUGCAACUACGAAACAUUAUUGCACAACAUUCGUUUUCGCAGUUGACAUUCAAUAACAAGGAUAAAUUAAAUGCUCACUUUGGUGAUGUAUGUGAUGGUGUGCUCUACCAAAAGACUUUAAAAACCUUCACACCUCUUAAUGAUUGCCCCAACUUUUCAAUCACUUUUAGCUGUGAUGGUGUUCCUUUAUUUAAAUCCUCUUCGCAGUCUAUAUGGCCAGUUUUAUGCACUUUAAAUGAACUACCCCCCAAUCUGAGAUCUGACCAUAUUAUGUUGACAGCAUUGUGGUUUGGAGCUAAGAAGCCCCAUAUGAACAUCUUUCUUGAGCCAUUUGUGAAAGAGUGCAUUGAUAUCCAUGACCGUGGCUUUGACUGGGUUACAUCUGAUGGUAUACAUGGUACUAGCAAAGUAUAUGCUUUAAUACUUGUAAGUGAUUCUGUUGCCCGUCCACUCCUUCAGAACUUCAAGCAGUUCAAUGGCGAAUUUGGAUGUUCCUUUUGUCUUCAGAAGGGAACACUUGUAGAACGUGGUCAGGGAAAGGCCAGGGUUUACCCAUUUGAGGCAAACAUGGAACUUAGAAGUCAACGGCAGACUUUGGAGCUAGUUACAAGGGCUGUUGAGACGGGCACACCUUCAGCAGGUGUGAAAGGACCUUCGGUGUUGUCCCUUUUACCUGGAUUUGAUAUAAUUGAGGGAUGUGUCCCUGACUAUAUGCACAGUGUCCUCCUUGGAGUUACAAGAUCUAUUACAUCACUAUGGUGUAACUCUGAAAACCAUCAAUCUCCUUGGUACAUAGGCAGGUCCAUAUCGCAAAUUGACCAACUACUGGUGAAUAUAAAACCCCCAAGUAAUGUCUCCAGAACACCUCGAUCCUUAAAAGAAAGAUGUUACUGGAAAGCCCAUGAAUGGCUCAUGUGGCUACUUUACUAUAGUAUUUCUGUUCUCAAGGGAAUUCUACCUGACAAGUACCUGAAUCAUUGGAUCAAACUUGCAAGUGGGAUAGCUUUGCUGCUUUCCACAUCCAUUACAUCUCAGCAACUUUUAGAAGCACAGGACCUUCUUCUUCAGUUCGUGUCUGAGAUGGAGCACCUUUAUGGUGUAAGCAAUGUCACCUACAAUGUUCACCUCUGCCUCCAUCUCUCAAAAAGUGUCCAGAAUUGGGGGCCAUUAUGGGCCCACUCUGCCUUUCAAUUUGAGGCCUAUAACAUGGAGUUAAUAGCUAUGGUCAAAAGCACACAGGCUGUGCCCAUACAAAUUUGCAAAGUUUUCUGGAUGAAAAAAGCCCUUCCACUGUAUGUCAGUCAAACACUGAAAAAUCCCUCCUCAGAGUGUAGUGCUGUUAUUGAUCAUUUAUUGAGUGGAAAACAGAAGCGAAAGCAUGCAGUGAGGUGUUUGGGAGUUACAGCUUUUGGACCACCCAAGAGAAAAAUGAUGGCACAUGACGAUUACAUUGCUUUGCAUAGUGUUGUUGAUCGAGUAGAGAAGCAACCUGUAGACUACUAUGAUAGAGUGUUUGUCAAUGGUGUGAUUAUUCACUCUCAGGCAUACCACCGUUCAAAGAAGAGGAAUUCAAGUGUAGUCCGUAUAAAACCUGACAACACAUUCUUCUCUGUUAAAACAUUCAUUGUGGCAGAUGUAGGAAAUGGCAGUUCUUGUUAUGCCAUUGGUCGCUUUUUUGAGGAGGGGAAGCACAGCUUUUCUGCUAGUGUUCAAAAUCCUUCACACUUUCAUCCAGUCAAGAAGGUGCUAUGUCAUCUAACUGCUAUACAUGCCUCAGCAAUCGAACACAAAUGUUUGUUCAUACCUUUGGAAAAGCACAAAUGUGAUUACAUCAUGACUUUUCUUAAUUACUACGAAGUCACUGUUUAACUCUUUCACGUCUGACAUCAGUGGUUUUAUUUUUGCAGUUCUGCCAAGCUUUGCUAAAAGCACCAAACUUUUUUCUUCAAUUGCAAGUGGAGAACUGGGGUUUAGAUAGAAGCAUCAAUGUACUCAAGAGCAACAUGUUUAAAUGAUAUGAGGGGUCAUGAGAUGUUUUUUUGUAUUUGGAGACAUAUUCUGUAUGCAGCUAUAUAUAUGUAUGUAUGUAUGUAUUUUCUUACAAGGAGAGGUAAUUAAA
Misgurnus anguillicaudatus (oriental weatherfish) is the source of this 3362-nucleotide messenger RNA. The record is from RefSeq and is a predicted model, not a curated record. NCBI's taxonomy places the organism in Eukaryota, Metazoa, Chordata, Actinopteri, Cypriniformes, Cobitidae.